UAUCAAGUCAAGAUUCAAGAAAUUAGCCGUUGACAUUUUAUGAUUCACAAGUGGUUGCCUAACAAAACCUUCCAUCGCCUUUCUCCUACGCUACCCUGAAUGGCUCUGCCAAACCAUUGAUUCUCGUCUGUGCUUCGUUUUCUCCCAGGAUUUCUUUUUGUGAUUCUUUAACUCUUCCGUAGAAAGUCUUUUCUGGUCAGGGCCUAAGAAAAAGAAAAUGGUUGAUGGAUUUUGGAAUUAUGUUGAGAAGAAAAAUAAUGGUUUCGCCUGUAAGUUUUGUGAGUUUGAAUUUGCAGCGCGCACUUCAGUUACUAGGAUUAAAUCACAUUUAUCAGGAAUUAAAGGGCUUGGCGUUAGCAUAUGUAAUCGAGUGCCUGAUGAUGUUAAAGAGGCAGCCUGUCUAGCAAUUCAAGGUGGCAAGAAAAGACGUAAACCCAUGUCAAGUUCAAGUAAUGAUGUGCUAGUUCCAAAUCCAGAGAGAGAUGUAGAAAUGACACCAAUGGCUGCUCAGAGAUUACAUCAACUGGUGGAAGGUGGAAAUCUUUCAGGUAUAGAAAUAGGAAAUUGGGUAGACAGUAUGAUUGGAGGAGAGAUUGUGAUUAUCGAUCAAGGUAGAGCUCCUGAAGUGAGUGAAGCACAUCCAGCUAAAGGAAAAGCAUUUCAGACAACAGAGCUAGUGGGUCGUGCUUUUGAAAGAAAUGUAAGUGAGAUCUGGUCGUGGUUAAUGAAGGAUGAUGUCUUAAGUAUUGGUAUUUACGGGAUAGGCGGUGUUGGCAAAACGUCAUUGUUGAGACAUAUCAAUGAUCAGCUUCUACAAAGACCAAGCUCUUUCCAGAAUGUUUUUUGGAUUACUGUAACGCAAGAUUUCAGCAUUUAUAAAUUGCAGAAUCUCAUCGCCAAAGCUGUUGAUUUAGAUCUUUCAAAUGAAGAGGAUGAGAAGAAAAGAGCUGUGAAUUUGUCAAAUGGAUUGAUUGCGAAAAAGAAAUUUGUUCUCAUUCUAGAUGAUUUGUGGAAUCAUUUUUCUCCAGAGAAGGUGGGCGUACCUGUUGGAGUCGAUGGAUGCAAGUUGAUUCUGACUAGUAGAUCAUUAAGAGUUUGUAGACAGAUGUGCUGCCAGGAGAAAAUAAAAGUGGAGCCACUUAGCGAGGAUGAAGCUUGGACUUUGUUUAUGGAGAAACUUGGUCUUAAUGUUGAACUUCCUUCAGAAGUUAUAGAGAUUGCAAAAUCUGUUGCAAAGGAAUGUACUGGUUUUCCACUUUGGAUAAUAACAAUGGCAGGAAGCAUGAGGCAAGUGGAUGAUAUAGGUCAGUGGAGGAAUGCAAUGGAGAAAUUAAAAGCUUCAAAAAUUGGGAAGGGUGACAUGGAGGCUGAUAUAUUCAAGAUAAUAGAGUUCAGUUAUAUGAACUUGAACGAUUCAGCUUUGCAACAAGCUUUCUUAUACUGUGCAUUGUUUCCUGUAGAUUCCGGAAUCAGUAGAGAGGACUUAGUAGAGUAUAUGAUCGUUGAGGGAAUCGUAGCAAAAAGGAAGAGCAGACAAGCAGAAUCUGAUAAGGGCCAUGCCAUGCUUAAUAAACUUGAAAAUGCCUGCUUAAUAGAAAGUUGUACACGGGAAGGUUAUAGAUGCGUCCGAAUGAAUACCUUGGUUAGGGAUAUGGCCAUCAAAAUACAGAAAGUGAGCUCUCAAGCCAUGGUUGAAUCUGGUGCACAGUUAGAGAAAUUACCGGACAUAGAGAAAUGGACAGAGGAUCUAGUGCGAGUUUCCUUAAUGAAAAAUUACAUAACUGAAAUUCCUGCUAGCUAUUCACCAAGAUGUCCCAAUCUUUCUACUUUAUUGUUAUCUCAAAAUUACAUGCUGCGGUCGAUUGAAGGUUCUUUUUUCACACAAUUGAAUGGACUCGCAGUUCUUGAUCUUUCAAAUACAGGUAUUAAAAGUUUGCCAGGCUCCAUAUCUAAUCUGGUGUGCCUCACUACAUUAUUACUCAGGAGGUGUCAACAGCUGAGGCAAGUACCAACAUUAGCAAAGCUUACAGCAUUGAAGAAGUUGGACCUGGUUCACACACAACUUGAAGAAUUGCCUGAAGGCAUGAAAUUGUUGUCCAAUCUUAGGUAUCUUGACCUCAGUCAUACUAGACUAAAACAGUUGUCUGCUGGGAUAUUACCUAAACUCUGCCGUCUGCAAGUUCUCAAAGUUCUCUUGUCAUCGGAAACUCAGGUGACACUUAAAGGAGAGGAAGUAGCAUGCUUGAAGAGGUUGGAAGCUUUGGAAUGCAAUUUUUGUGAUCUCAUUGAAUUUAGCAAGUAUGUCAAGUCUUGGGAAGAUACACAGCCACCGAGAGCUUACUAUUUUAUAGUAGGACCUGCGGUUCCUUCUCUCUCUGGAAUACACAAGACGGAGUUAAAUAAUACAGUUCGGUUGUGUAACUGUAGUAUCAACAUAGAAGCAGAUUUGGUGACACUUCCAAAAACCAUUCAAGCCCUGGAAAUUGUGCAAUGCCACGACAUGACGAGCUUAUGUGCUGUUUCUUCAAUGAAACAUGCAAUAAAACUAAAAUCCUUGGUAAUUUGGGAUUGUAAUGGAAUAGAGUGCUUGCUUUCGUUGUCCAGUAUCUCCGCCGAUACACUCCAAAGCCUUGAGACUCUAUGUCUUAGCAGUUUGAAAAACUUGUGUGGCCUCUUUAGCAGACAAAGAGCUCCUCCACCACUAUUUCCAUCCAACGGUACCUUUUCCAGUCUCAAAACAUGUAAGAUAUUCGGGUGUCCAAGUAUGAAGGAGCUGUUCCCUGCUGGCGUGCUGCCAAACCUACAAAACCUGGAAGUGAUUGAAGUCGUAAAUUGCAACAAAAUGGAGACGAUAAUAGCAGGAGGAGGAGGAAGAAUCAUGAGUGAAGAAAGCAAUUUUAGUUUAAGCAACACUUCUGCUGUUAGCAGCACUGACAUCAGUCUCCCAAAGUUGAAGCUUUUGACAUUGAUAUGCUUACCAGAACUGCAAAUCAUUUGUAAUGAUGUAAUGAUCUGUAGUUCCCUUGAAGAAAUCAAUGCAGUUGACUGUCUGAAGCUAAAGACAAUACCGAUCUCGCUUCCCCUUCCUUGUCUUCAAAAAAUCAAAGUCAAGGCAUAUCCAAAAAAAUGGUGGGAAUCAGUAGAAUGGCGUUAUUGAAUACUAGUGAAGGAGGAAAGGUGUCCAAGCUGGCACAAUUCACUCUGUUUUUCGCUCUGCCUCUCACUCUUGAGUCUAAAUUGUUCAAGAUUUUAUUGUCAUGUAAACAGUUAUCUAAUGGCAUGCUAGGUUGCUGCCUGCCACCAACUUUCUAUUUUGAUCUUCCAUGGUCUUUCUUUCAAUCAAAUAUUCAAAUACAGACUUGCAAUUAUCUGUAAA
Messenger RNA from Populus trichocarpa (black cottonwood), 3376 nucleotides. Its product is annotated as probable disease resistance protein At4g27220. The transcript is spliced from 2 exons. The coding region runs from base 218 to 3157 and encodes 979 amino acids. Gene Ontology annotation, molecular function: protein binding; ADP binding. Lineage: Eukaryota; Viridiplantae; Streptophyta; Magnoliopsida; Malpighiales; Salicaceae. The record is from RefSeq and is a predicted model, not a curated record.